AUGAAAUUCCUAUUCUUUUUAUUCUUUGCUCCUGUUGUUUUUGGUGGUUCAUUACAAUUUGACUUAAAACGUAGAUCCAAGUCCUUAAACAGGAGACAAGAUGACGACGUCAGCUUAGUGCCUAAACCAGAAGAUAAUGAAUAUUGCAUCGAAUUAGGUUUUGGUUCCGAGAAGGAAAAAGUUCAGGUCAUAGUUGAUACUGGGUCAUCUGAUUUGUGGGUUCCAAUAUCGAACGCAACUUGUAAUACUGGGACUUCUAGCGAAUCCGCUGAUUGCCCAAAACUGAGGUACAAAUGGUAUAAAUCUACUACAUUAAAAAUGUCUUCCUUGCCAUUCUAUGUUCAGUAUGGGGAUAAUUCAUCUGCUGAAGGGUUGUUUUGUCAAGAUACAGUCUGGAUUGGUGAUACAGGCAUAAAUAACACGACUUUUGGACUUGGUGCCAUAGUUGACAGUGUUGGAACUAUGGGUCUCGGUUUUCCACAAUUAGAAGGCUCCAUCUUGGCGUUCAAUGAAUCCUCAUAUCCAAAUUUUCCACAAAAGUUAAAGAUGGAUGGAACUAUUGAUAGAGUGAUUUAUUCUAUUGUGCUUAACAAAGAUUCAUCUAAAAGUUCAUUGUUGUUUGGAGCAGUUGACCAUGAAAAAUAUUCAGGUGAAUUGUUAACUAUACCUAUGAUGACUGAAGAAGAAUAUGAAAAGUAUAUGGCUAUUUCAAUAGAUUCUAUUGCUUUGGCUAGUGAUAAAAUCAACCAGACACUCGCUUUGGAAACAAAUGUCAUAUUGGAUACUGGCAGCACUGUUUCUACUUUUAGUAAUAGUGUAAUGCAGGAGUUAGCCGAAAGUUUGGGUGGCGAGGUGAAAGAUGGGCAAUAUUAUGUGGAUAAAACUUUAGCAGACAAAUCCAAGUUACGCUUCACCUUCAACAACUUAACUAUCGAGACAGAAGUCUAUAUUCAAGAUGCUGGGGAUGGUGAGUAUGUAUUACAAUACUUCAAUCAACCAGAUGACUCCAUUCCUGCUAAUGUUCUUGGCCAAGAUGUCUUGACUCGAAUCUAUGCUGUCUAUGAUUUAGAUGGAUUGGAAAUCAGCAUUGCCCCACAAAGUGGAUCAACUAAGUCAAACAUUGAGGUUGUCGGGGCCGAUGGUGAAUUCAAUAAAGCAUCCAGUAACAUCUCUGAAACAAAUGAUAGUUCUGCAACAACUGAAGGUUCCUACUCAAGUGCUACUUCUCAAACAAGUGGCAGCUCUGAAACAAGUGACAGUUCUCAAAAGAGUGAUGCAAGCUCAAUCAAAAACAUUUCUGUUUACUUGCUAGCUCUUAGUUUGUUGAUUUCCAUUUGUUUUGGUUAG
Candida tropicalis MYA-3404 is the source of this 1347-nucleotide messenger RNA. RefSeq lists its product as uncharacterized. Lineage: Eukaryota; Fungi; Ascomycota; Pichiomycetes; Serinales; Debaryomycetaceae. The coding region runs from base 1 to 1347 and encodes 448 amino acids. Gene Ontology annotation, molecular function: aspartic-type endopeptidase activity. The transcript has a single exon. The record is from RefSeq and is a predicted model, not a curated record. Gene Ontology annotation, biological process: proteolysis.